GCCCCGCUCUGCCAGCAUGUCUUCGACGGAGGGCUCGAGUCGCGCGGCGGACAAGUCGCCGCGCCAGCAGGUGGACCGCCUGCUGGUGGGGUUGCGCUGGCGGCGGCUGGAGGAGCCGCUAGGCUUCAUCAAAGUUCUCCAGUGGCUCUUUGCUAUUUUCGCCUUCGGGUCCUGCGGCUCCUACAGCGGGGAGACAGGAGCGACAGUUCGCUGCAACAACGAAGCCAAGGAUGUGAGCUCCAUCAUUGUUUUGUUCGGCUAUCCCUUCAGGUUGAACCGGGUCCAGUAUGAGAUGCCCCUCUGUGAUGAUGACUCCACCUCCAAGACCAUGCACCUGAUGGGGGAUUUCUCUGCUCCUGCCGAGUUCUUUGUGACCCUGGGCAUCUUCUCCUUCUUCUACACCAUGGCUGCGCUAGUCCUCUACCUGCGCUUCCACAACCUCUACACAGAGAACAAGCGCUUCCCACUGGUGGACUUCUGUGUGACUGUCUCCUUCACCUUCUUCUGGCUGGUAGCUGCGGCCGCCUGGGGCAAGGGCUUGACGGACAUCAAGGGGGCUACGCGGCCAUCCAGCCUGACCGCAGCCAUGUCUGUGUGCCACGGAGAGGAAGCAGUGUGCAGUGCUGGGGCCACGCCCUCGAUGGGACUGGCCAACAUCUCUGUGCUCUUCGGCUUCAUCAACUUUUUCCUGUGGGCUGGGAACUGUUGGUUUGUGUUCAAGGAGACCCCAUGGCACGGGCAGGGCCAGGACCAGGGCCAGGACCAGGGCCAGGGCCCUAGCCAGGAGAGCACAGCGGAGCAGGGAGCAGUGGAGAAGCAGUAAGCAGCCCCUACCUGGCUACUCCCGAACAGGACAGCACCUCUUCAACCACCUCCGGCUUCCAGGACCUCCCUCUUCUUCCUUCUCCAACUCCCCUCCCCAGCUCAUUCUGGGCUCUGAGCUUUGAGACGACGCUAAUGGAUGGGCAGGCAUCAACUGUCAGAAACCUGGGCAGCCCUCCCAGUGGCUUCCUAUCCGGCCUCUGGCUGGAGCCUCGGAUAGCAGGAGCUCAGUGCUUCUUGUCUAUUGCCUGAAACCCAGCAUCUUACUUGGGGUCUUACUUGUACCCUUGCAGCCUCUGAGAAUGAGCAUCUACUGCAAGGGGCUGGAGAGAGAGUCCUGAGACUGGUUCCUAGCAGCCACUUCUAUCAACCUGUUGGCUUCAAUAAAAGUGGGGGGAGGGGAAAUUGGCUGGCAACCUUUUUCCUGGUCCCUUGCAUGAAGGGCCCACCAGUGGUUCAGGAACUCCCUCCCCCCCAGUGGCUGUCAUCUAAGCCUUGUGUCUCCCCAAUCAGUCAGUCACCAGUCAGCCCCAACUCUCCGACUUUUCCCUCUGGCCUCUGCUCACCCACACAGCCUACCGCGUGGGAAGCCAGGAGGCCAACUAGCCUAGAAAAACGCUCUGUAGAGGGUCCUGAUGAGGCCUGGACUUAGUGGGGAGCAGAAAUAUUGCAACUGGGUUGCAACUUCAAGACACUGAAGCCAGGACACUUGCUGGGGAAGUAUUUCUUCUGUUCCCUCUGUCCUCCCAACCCUCCAGGCUGGGGCAUUUUCUACCAAAACUACACUUGUACUUGCCCUAGAAAUCUGACCUUCCUUCCUGUCCUCCUUCUUGGGCUUAGUCCCACAUAUGGGACACAAGAUGAGGGGUCUAGGAACAUCUCCAUUUCAGUCCUCCCUGCCUCCAACCUCUCUGUCCAUCUCCCUUCCCCAGCCUCUUGGGUCUGAGGCAUUCAAGAUCCUUUUCCAUGUCUGUCUAGGCCUUCCUUUCAUUCCUGUGGGUCCAGAUAGGGACUUUGGAAGGGUCCAAAGGACCAUCUUGAGGCUAAGUUGCCCAGAGCCCCAGGACAUGGAUGGAUGGGCCCAUUUCUUCCUCAUUUCCCCCCAACCCACAAUUCCUUCUCUGGCCUCUUUUUCAUACUUCCCUAUCUCACCUUUACAAAAGGACAUGCCCUCUUGGUUUGCCCUCAUUUCCUCCUCUGCUUCCUCAUUUCUCCCAGGCUCUAUCCCUUCCCACCAGAACCCUGUCCAGGGCAGGCCAAUGCUAUUGGUGCUUCUUCACUUCGGGACCCAGUUUCAUAUUUGUCUUUGAUAUGUCUCCUCUUUCUGACACCUCCUUCAGUCCCUCUCUGGACCCCAGGGCCUAAGAGUCAAUGCUGACUGGGAAAGGGACAUUAUUUCCUACCCAACUAGAAGCAUUUCAGUCAGCCCUGGCCAUACGGCUCCUCAGAGAAGGAUGAAGAAAGAAGAAUCCAGCCAUUUUCUAAUCUGGUGCCAGUUAGCCCACUUAUCAUCCCAAAGGUGAAUGUGCCCUGUGCCAAUUUCUCCUCAGGACUGAGACAACCCCUCCAACCUUCUCA
Molecule: messenger RNA, 2400 nt
Organism: Enhydra lutris kenyoni (northern sea otter)
Lineage: Eukaryota; Metazoa; Chordata; Mammalia; Carnivora; Mustelidae
Product: synaptophysin like 2
Exons: 6
Coding region: 17-823 (268 amino acids)
Cellular component (GO): synaptic vesicle; synaptic vesicle membrane
Source: RefSeq, a predicted model, not a curated record